GAGGUGUCCCAGGAAGCAUGCAGCUGUGUCGCUAGGGGCCCUGAAGACUGCCUUGCAGGGAGGAAUGCUACGGUGGGCAGUGCACUUGGAAGGUGGGCCGCGGAGGGUGAACCACGCGGCUGUGGCCGUCGGGCACAAGGUCUAUUCCUUUGGCGGAUAUUGUUCUGGAGAAGACUAUGAGAGUCUGCGGCAGAUUGACGUCCAUGUUUUCAAUGCAGUGUCUCUGCGCUGGAUCAAGCUGCCUCCAGUGUGGACAAACAGCCAAGACCAUGUGAGAGAGGUGCCCUACAUGAGGUAUGGGCACUCAGCAGUGCUCAUAGAUGACACCGUCUACAUAUGGGGUGGUCGCAACGACACUGAGGGAGCCUGCAACGUGCUCUAUGCCUUUGAUGUCAACACGCACAAGUGGUUCACGCCAAAGGUGUCUGGAAUGGUCCCAGGAGCAAGAGAUGGGCACUCAGCUUGUGUCCUGGCAAAGAGCAUGUUUGUCUUUGGAGGCUAUGAACAGCUG
Messenger RNA from Pelecanus crispus (Dalmatian pelican), 511 nucleotides. NCBI's taxonomy places the organism in Eukaryota, Metazoa, Chordata, Aves, Pelecaniformes, Pelecanidae. The record is from RefSeq and is a predicted model, not a curated record.